Messenger RNA from Chlorella variabilis, 399 nucleotides. RefSeq lists its product as hypothetical. Gene Ontology annotation, biological process: endocytosis. Gene Ontology annotation, molecular function: clathrin binding; phospholipid binding. NCBI's taxonomy places the organism in Eukaryota, Viridiplantae, Chlorophyta, Trebouxiophyceae, Chlorellales, Chlorellaceae. The annotation marks the transcript as partial. Gene Ontology annotation, cellular component: clathrin vesicle coat; endosome; plasma membrane. The record is from RefSeq and is a predicted model, not a curated record. The transcript is spliced from 4 exons.
CUGCUCCGCAACAAGACCAAACUCGAGCUGAGUGUGCUGGGCGCCACAAGCGAGGUGCCCUGGGGCCCGACGGGCGCCGCGAUGGCAGGCAAGUUUUGCGGCAUUGCCGAGGCCAGCUACGACGCGGAGAAGUUCCGCCAGGCCUGGGGCGUCAUCCUGCAGCGCUUUGAGUGCGAGCCGCCGCAGUGGCGGCGCGUCUACAAGGCCCUUCUGUUGACCGAGCACCUGCUGAAGAACAGCGGCCAGCACGUGGUGCAGACCAUCCUGGAUGCGUCGGGGGUGAUAGAGGGCCUGAAGCAGUUCAAGUACUUGGACGAAAUGAACAAGGACCAUGGCAUCAACGUGUCCAACCGCGCCAAGGAGCUGAGCCUGCUGCUGGCAGACCCCGACCGCAUCAGG